This is a messenger RNA of Heteronotia binoei (common prickly gecko), 3216 nucleotides long. It is a transcript of the gene UVRAG, whose product is annotated as UV radiation resistance associated. Gene Ontology annotation, cellular component: lytic vacuole; endosome. The coding region runs from base 1 to 1980 and encodes 659 amino acids. Gene Ontology annotation, molecular function: SNARE binding. Lineage: Eukaryota; Metazoa; Chordata; Lepidosauria; Squamata; Gekkonidae. Gene Ontology annotation, biological process: SNARE complex assembly. The record is from RefSeq and is a predicted model, not a curated record. The transcript is spliced from 15 exons.
AUGAACUACCGGCGUCUUCGGCACCUUCGGAACAUCGCAGCCCGGAACGUCAUCAAUAGGAACGGCUUUCGUCUCUUGGAUACUUACUUCACCCUUCACUUGUGUGAUAAUACAAAGAUCUGCAAAGAAUUCUAUAAGAGCGAAGUAAUAAAGAACUCUCUGAACCCAACAUGGCGGAGUCUUGACUUUGGACUAAUGCCCGAUCGCCUCGAUACGUCUGUGUCCUGCUUCGUGGUGAGGAUAUGGGGUGGGAAGAAGGACACUUACCAGUUGCUGAUAGAGUGGAAAGUCAACCUAGAUGGACUCAAAUAUUUGGGCCAGCAGAUACACGCUCGUAGCCCAAAUGAAAUAAUUUUCGGGCUGAAUGAUGGUUACUAUGGAGCCUCCUAUGAACAAAAGGGCCACUCAGGAACCCAGAAGAACAGCCUUCUCCAGGUGGAUCAGAACUGCGUUCGUAACUCCUACGACGUCUUCUCUUUGCUCAGGCUGCACCGGGCCCAGUGUGCAAUUAAACAGACUCAGGUCACCGUUCAGAAAAUAGGAAGAGAGAUCGAAGAGAAGCUGCGGCUGACCUCGACCAGCAACGAACUGAAGAAAGAGAGUGAGUGUUUACAGCUGAAGAUCUUGGUGCUUCGGAGCGAGCUGGGGAGACAGAAGAAAGCUCUGGACCGAGAGGUGGCUUUACUGCAUAAGAAGCAGAGCACGCUCUACGAGCGAGGAAAAGCGUUCGAAGAGGAGUACCGGAAGCUCUGGAUGGAUAAAGAACCCCUGCAGGAGCUGAUGAAGGAGUGCACCGCUAAGAGAGAGCAGUUCUUGAAGACCAACGCGCAGCUGACCAUCAGGUGCAGACAGUUACUCUCAGAGCUUUCCUAUAUUUACCCAAUUGAUUUGAACGACCAAAAGGAUUAUUUUAUCUGUGGAGUCAAGUUGCCCAAUUCUGAAGACUUCCAAGCAAAGGAUGAUGGAAGCAUCGCUGUCGCCCUGGGCUACACGGCCCACUUGGUCUCCAUGAUUUCCUUCUUCCUGCAAGUGCCGCUCAGGUAUCCGGUCAUCCACAAGGGCUCCAGGUCUACGAUCAAAGAUAACAUCAACGACAAGCUGACGGAGAAGGAAAGGGAAUUUCCGCUGAAUCCAAAAGGAGGAGAGAAACUGCAGUUUGAGUACGGCGUCUACCUUCUCAACAAAAACAUUGCACAGCUAAGGUACCAACAUGGGCUGGUGACUCCAGAUCUGAGGCAGACCCUUCCCAACCUGAAGAACUUCCUGGAGCACGGGCUCAUGGUCAGGUGUGACCGGCAUCACAUUUCCAGUGCCAUUCCAGUUCCAAAGAGACAGAGUUCUACGUUCGGAGGGUUGGAUGCUGGUUUAUCUGGCAACCAUCCUUCUCCAGACAAGGGGCUCCGAAAACGAGCCAACUCGGACAACGAGAGACUGCAGUACAAGACACCCCCGCCGAGUUACAACACAGCUUUGUCUCACCCUGUUGCCAUUGUAGGAGAGCCUGAGAGAAAGGCAGGAUCUUUAUCCUCUUCUUUAGAUACCUCCAUUGACUUCUCGAAAGAAAACAAAAAGGGAGAAGGCUUGAGGAACAGCUUAAAUGGAGGAAGCAGGAACCCAAACACUUCCGAGAACCAGCAGGAAUCUUUCCUGGGAUCCUCUCGUGCAAUGAACGGCGCAGCGCUGCCCAGCGAGCACCUUGGGGCCGCAGCCAAUGAACCGUCUUGCCCAUUCCGCAACUCCCUUGGGGCCGACCUCCUCUGCACGGUCGAGCAAGCCGAAGAGAUCAUCGGGAUGGAAGCGACUGGGUUUGGCUCCGGAGAUCAGCUCGAAGCUUUCAACUACAUCCCGGUGGACCACGCUGUGGCGGUGGAGUGCGACGAGCAAGUCCUGGGGGAAUUCGAAGAUGUCAACCGAAGGAUCUAUGCCUUGAACAAGGACCCGCCCACCUUCUGCCGGCCGCGCAAGGGUUCUGACAAGUGAGCAUUGGGCCCUAAAGCUGCAGCUGCAGCGGCACAUUACCAAGGUGAACUAUCUGUCUCAAAUGACGAUAAAACUUGCACUCGUGAUUCUCUGACAUCCACAGGCUCUGGACAGGGUGGAGGGGAAUGUUGUCACUAUUAUUCUGGGGAGUUGUUCCAUUUUUUUAUUACACACGAUCGUGGUAUAUCCACAGACCAGGUAAACACAUACCGCCCCCUGCCCUGGUUUUCUAUAUUUUCAGAUUUCUCUGGCGAGUCAGAUCAGGUUGGUCUGGGUGUGUGUGUGUCGUCUGCUUAAAUUUAUUAUCCCAGCAAAGGUGUGCGUGUGUGUGUCUCUGUCUCUUACCUUCUACGUGGCUCAUUGCAUUCCACCCGCCCACGCAAUCCUUUUCUUGUUCAGGAGCCUGCUUGGAAGUGAGCAGCCGAUAUCUCAGGGGUAUCUGGCUUUCAGAGCAUGCGAGAUCUCUUGCCCCCCUGCACUGUUUCUUCCCCUCUUUUCUCCCGUUGCCGGCGUCUUCUCUGAGCAACGGCGCAUGAGCUGCUGAAAUAAACAGGUCUUGGGCAAGACCUGCAAACCAGAGCUUUAACGUUCGGGAGGUAGUGCCGGCCGCUCGUAAGUGGAAGAUUGGAAGUACUGUGUUAGUGUGGUUCGUCUUGAGCGAGCAGAAAUUCGCUACCUGUUCCCAGGCUGGGCCUGUAAAGUCACUUGUUUUUGCGAUGAUAGAUCUUGCCUGGGAGACAGCGGUCUGUAGUGGCCCGAUGUAUCUCAGGGGAGGCAUUCCGCACCAUGAAAUGACACCUCGAUGAAAAACAGUUGUUUUCAGGCAGACAGACUUUGGUACAAUAGAUUGAGGGUUGCGUUAUUUUCAUCAAUACCUCUCGGAGUCAACCAUUUCCGGUUGUCCUUAAUCCAUUUCUUUUUAAAAUCAGUCGCCCAGGGCCAUCCAUACAUCAAACGAGAGACGUCUCCAGCAGUCUAUCCACGGGGCAAGUUUGACUCUAGAUGAGGUAGUCGACCACUGGCGAGCGCGUUCCCAACUGCACCUAACGUCCAAGCAAAAUUUGGAGUCGGCUUGCGAUUCCUGCUGGAAAUGCAUUUUGGAGUUCAAAUGUCUCUGACUCUCGCUUUCUACAUUGUAUACUGAAGUCUGGGCUCAAUUGUGAGCUCCUAAAUAUAUAUAUAAAUAAAUAAAUAUAUAUAUAUAUGUAUAGCAGAAUAAAAGUUUAAUUUACUUCA